AUGAAAAUACGCAAGUCGCCUCGACGCAUUUCCCAUGCAAUCAACGUCAAUCACGAGGUGGACACGUCUGAAGUCCGUUUUCACGAACUUUCCGAUGUCGUCGAUGUGUUUAUAAUUUGCGAAUCUAACUACACAGCAUUUGGAAAUGCCGAAGAACCUAACAUUUCUUUCACUGCUGCAAAGGGCUUUCUUAAGGAGUUUCAGCACAAAAUUGCAUACAUAUUCCUUGACCAUUUCCCUCGGGAGAAAAAGGAAGAUGGUUGGGCUGCUGAUCGAUACUUGAGAACGUUCAUGGGCAAAAAGGCCUUAACUCAAAUAAUUGGAUACCGCCCUGAUGACCUCAUUGUCCUGGCAGACGCGGACGAGAUACCCAGUAGUGAUGUUCUUUGGUUUCUCAAGAUGUAUGAUGGCUAUUCUGAACCGAUAGCAUUUACACUCCGUUGGUCCUAUUAUGGAUUCUUCUGGAAGGGACCAAAUGACAAGCACACACAGGUGAUAAGUGCAGCUACAAUAGCAUAUGUUAAGUAUGUGUGCGACAGUGAUCUAAUCAAACUUCGGCGGCCGCCUAAACAACUGAACAGUGAUGCUUACCGCAGUGCCUUCAAUCGUAGUGUCUUAACCUGGACCAUUGGACCUCCGCAGGGACCAUUUGCAGGAUGGCACUGUUCCUGGUGCUUUCCACCACAGGGCAUCCAAACUAAGCUCAUAUCAGCGCAAAACGGUGACUUUCCGCGUUGGGGUAACUUUAAGGCAAAACAGAACCUGGACUACAUAAAGGGCCUAAUUAGAGAUGGGAAGUAUUUCGAUGGUUCGCAUCCGUUUAAUGCGAUAGUAACCCUAAAAAGUGAUGAUUUUUAUGCACCUUCCUAUGUACUGAGCAAUCCGAAGAGAUUUUCUUACUUACUUCAUAACCCCUAUAGGAGCACAUAGAUGUGAUUUAAUAAUGUGUCUGAUAACAUAAAUUUAUCACUCACUUGUUAAAAAUUUCAAAUAGUUUAUGUACCGUUUAUCACACUUUGACUGAUUCCAUACUGCCAUCUAACCUCACUUGUGUAUAGUAAAGGGUGUCAUAGACGUACGUAGCGAAAUAAUACUGGGAGAAUUGUAUACUACUCCAUGCAGAAUACCAGUGAAAUAGUAAGUAAUUAGGUAAAGUGAUGUGUGCUGUGCACUAACUCUUUUGUGAGAUUGCAUUUUCAAAGUGCAGGUUCGGAAAUUAGUUGUAGUUUCUUAUUGUUGAUGUGGUCAAAUUUCGUUUGAUCAGAAAUAACUUGGCAUACAAUGUCGCAGACAAGGGAUUAAUGGGGGGGGGAGGGGGGUAGCAGUGUAAUCCAAUGUUUACUAAAUGUUGCCAUUAUAUUUAUGCAUGCAAAUAUAGUGUGUGGACCAUUUGAUUUCAACAUAACACUUUCCUUUGUCUUACAAAAAAUGUAAUUUCAAAACGCAAGCAAUAAUUUUUGAUUAUUGAAGUGGCACAAAGUUUACGCACGUCAUGUUUUGAGGUUAUAAUUACCAUGUAUGAUACAUUCUAGAUUGAAAUCAGGGCCGUAGGCUGAGCAUAUUCCUAGGGGGGGGGACAGUGGCGGA
Molecule: messenger RNA, 1587 nt
Organism: Priapulus caudatus
Lineage: Eukaryota; Metazoa; Priapulida; Priapulimorpha; Priapulimorphida; Priapulidae
Product: beta-1,4-mannosyl-glycoprotein 4-beta-N-acetylglucosaminyltransferase-like
Exons: 2
Coding region: 1-930 (309 amino acids)
Biological process (GO): N-acetylglucosamine metabolic process; protein N-linked glycosylation
Cellular component (GO): membrane
Molecular function (GO): beta-1,4-mannosylglycoprotein 4-beta-N-acetylglucosaminyltransferase activity
Source: RefSeq, a predicted model, not a curated record